Molecule: messenger RNA, 1062 nt
Organism: Mercenaria mercenaria
Lineage: Eukaryota; Metazoa; Mollusca; Bivalvia; Venerida; Veneridae
Exons: 7
Coding region: 70-936 (288 amino acids)
Source: RefSeq, a predicted model, not a curated record
GGCAGCACAGGUAUAAAUUGUUCGUUCAUAUGUGUUUCGCAGUUCUCGGAUUGCAAUGCUGCAAGGUAAAUGAAAGAGAACAUGGUGUUUUCAGUGUUUGUCCUGCUAGUCUCUAUUUCCUGCUGUAGUACUACGCCUCCAGGAAAGGGUUAUUUGUAUGACAACAGAUUCUAUCUCCCCUAUAAUGCACGAAGCCUACCUCGCCCAACCCGAACUCCAGUUACAACACCAGCAAAUCCGGAAACCACACCGACGAUAGUGAGACCCACCGAGGAGGAUGAAAGACUGGCCAACGAGAUAGGUGUCAAAGUUCCACCGGAUGAUUGUGUCAUUUCCUGGGAAGAUUUCAUAAAAUAUGUCGUGAACAGAGAUUAUAUAGGCAUAUAUGGUAUCAACGAUGACGACGCUCUUAACCCAGGAGUACCCUUUAAAGCCUCGAUAAAAUGGAAUGUAGUAAACGAGACAACAAUGCGAAGAAGAGUUAGUCUCUGGGACUCGGGUACAAACAAAUGUUUGUUUGCUGAUGGUCUGUUUAGGCGAGUGGAUGAGUCACGUGCAAUAUUUGGUUUAAUAAGCGGAAAUAUCUUCGCAACAGCCAAUAGAAAGGACUAUUUAGUGUGUGGAAAGGAUUACAUAUACUGCAUCUUUUUCAUUUGCUUUGAUUCACAAAACAACAGACAAGGCCGGUGUCAUAUUUCACAAACGGUAUUAUUGGUUAGGGAUCAAAGGGAUCAACCACCGAACAGUGAAGGUGUUCGAGAACAACAAAUCAGACUGAAUGACAUACCAUGGACUAACAUAGAUAACGACUUUCAAAAGUGUUUUGGACAGACGUUUGUAGACGACAAGGAUCCGCAAAUUUUCUACACUUGGAAGAAUCCAUCAUGCGCAGUACCUGGAACAGCCCAGUUCGACGAGGGAGUCUUGGCAGGAUAAACGUGACAGAAUCGAAAUAAACAACACAAACUAUAUGCAGGAACAAUUUUAACCAGCCACAUUGUCAUUUAAAAUGCACUAUGCUGUAGUACUUUACUUUCCUGUGUAAUAAAGGAAUUCAACAGA